Molecule: messenger RNA, 384 nt
Organism: Rotaria sordida
Lineage: Eukaryota; Metazoa; Rotifera; Eurotatoria; Philodinida; Philodinidae
Source: the annotation of a GenBank genome assembly
AUGAGCAAAGAACACGGCACUUUAAAAGUAACUAUUGUCGAAGGUCGUAAUUUGAAAGAUGAAGACAUCGUUGGCAAGAACGAUGCCUAUGUUGAAGUUUACUUGGACAAAGACUACAAACAACGAACGAAAACCAUUCGAAAUUCAAAUAACCCAAAAUGGGAUGAAAAAUUUACUUUUAAUUUGAAAAGAGAUCAUGAUGAUUUACAUCUGCAUGUAUACGACGAUGAUACAGUAGGUAAAGAUUCCAUUGGUUCGGCGAAGAUUGAUUUGAGAAAACAUGACUUCACGAAAGGUGCUUAUGAUGAAUGGGUUAAGCUACCAGCCCUGUUAGGUCUCCGUUCCAAAGGUGAAAUCCAUGUUAUCAUUGACCAUCAUACGUGA